AUGGAUUAUCUGAAAACGAACUUUCCUUCACAACCAGAAGAAGCUACAAAAUACCCGGACAGUUUACAACCCUCGCUUUACCAGCCUAUCUUCGAGCAGGAAGUCAACGGUUCACCAGGCGAGCUCAUCCAUCCAGGCUAUUUACCUUUCUUUUAUGACUACAGGGCUGUAGAUAGGGGGUUAUGUGAGGGUAGGGAGGCCUGUGACUGGGAGUGGGGGGAGUGGGAGAGCCAUGUCGUGGUGAAGGAAGAAAGUGAGGAGCAGGCCAGAGCGUUUGCAGAAGGUACCCAAUCUCCUGCAGGCAGUCGUAAAGAGCGUACGGCGUUCACGAAGGCCCAGAUUCGAAGCUUAGAAGCGGAGUUCACGCGGGCCAACUAUCUGACAAGACUGCGUCGGUAUGAGAUAGCGGUCGCAUUGCAUCUUACUGAAAGACAGGUUAAAGUAUGGUUUCAGAACAGAAGAAUGAAGUGGAAAAGGACUAAGGGGGCGAGCAAACAUCAAAAGAAAAAGGAGGUUAACGGCCCUCACUAG
Molecule: messenger RNA, 531 nt
Organism: Spodoptera exigua (beet armyworm)
Lineage: Eukaryota; Metazoa; Arthropoda; Insecta; Lepidoptera; Noctuidae
Source: the annotation of a GenBank genome assembly